Molecule: messenger RNA, 807 nt
Organism: Notothenia coriiceps (black rockcod)
Lineage: Eukaryota; Metazoa; Chordata; Actinopteri; Perciformes; Nototheniidae
Product: NF-kappa-B essential modulator-like
Exons: 3
Coding region: 364-807 (147 amino acids)
Biological process (GO): positive regulation of canonical NF-kappaB signal transduction
Cellular component (GO): nucleus; IkappaB kinase complex; cytoplasm
Molecular function (GO): K63-linked polyubiquitin modification-dependent protein binding
Source: RefSeq, a predicted model, not a curated record
UAAAUAAACCAUUAGUAUUUCCUGGGCUAACAACACUCGUCCUGGCUUUGACAGAUAACCUCAACAGACCUUAAACACCUACAUUGUGUUAGGAUAACAUCACAAAACUUGGGAGAAUGCCUUUCUGAAGACACACACUACGGUGAAGUAGGUUGUUGUUUAUGCCAGUCAUCAAUUGCCUCAGACAUUGAAGCUUCAGGCUGCUACAAUAUCCUAGCUAGCUCAUUAGCAACAUCGCUAGCUUUGUAGCAUCAGCUAGCUUUCUAGCGGUGGCUAAACAGAUCCGCUCACAAACAGGCUGAAUGUGAGUAACAGCUUGCUGACCUGGUACCCGGACACACACCCUGAACAAGAAGAGAGGGGAUGGUGCAGCCCCAGCCUGAUGGCCCGAUGCAGUGGGACAUGUCGGGAGAAGAGAGUGGCGGGACCCUGAGGGUUCCCCCGGAGCUGGCCUCCAAUGAGGUGGUGACCAGGCUGCUGGGAGAUAACCAGCAGCUAAGAGAGGCCCUGCAGCGGAGCAACCUGGCCCUCCGUCAGCGCUGUGAGGAGAUGGAGGGAUGGCAGCAGAGGACCAGAGGGGAGCGAGAGUUUCUCAGCUGUCGUUUCCAGGAGGCCAGGGCCCUUGUGGAGAGGCUGGCCCAGGAGAACCACUCCCUGCAGAGUCUGGUGAAUGGGUCGGCCCCCUCCUCCACCCACUGCUGCAGCUCCAGCCAGACCGAGGAGCUGCAGGCGCGCCAGGCCUGGAGCAGGCCGCUGGACGGACCGCAGGUAGGCUCAGAGAUUCUAUUUCCUCAUAUUCAUACUUGA